This is a messenger RNA of Verticillium nonalfalfae, 1830 nucleotides long. RefSeq lists its product as uncharacterized. The coding region runs from base 1 to 1830 and encodes 609 amino acids. The transcript is spliced from 2 exons. Gene Ontology annotation, biological process: transmembrane transport. NCBI's taxonomy places the organism in Eukaryota, Fungi, Ascomycota, Sordariomycetes, Glomerellales, Plectosphaerellaceae. The record is from RefSeq and is a predicted model, not a curated record. Gene Ontology annotation, molecular function: transmembrane transporter activity.
AUGGGUCGUCCGGAUAUCCUGGGACGCAAUGAUGCCGCUCGUGCAGUUGCCGCUGCGAGAACCCUCUCCUCGGGUUCGCUUCAUGCUGGCGAACCCAUGCCGACCCUGCGGAACAUCGAGGCCGGUCGUCGCGCCAUGACAUUACGCCGCCAGUCGACACAUCGAUACCAUACCUUCCCGACGCCUCCACCCAAGACCCCAAUGGAACAAUCGCACCACCAGCUGGGCGCACCCUCCGACGCGAGCUCAGAUGUUUCCGAAGAUGAUCACGAGGAGACCCCGCUGCCCGUUCGGCAACUUGCCCUCCUCGCCUUGCUUUCGCUGACAGAGCAAACCGCCCUCAACUCGAUAUCACCCUAUCUGCCUCAGAUGGUCGAGUCAUUUCCCGACAUCCCCGAGACGCAAACAGGCCUGUACGUCGGCAUCUUGGCCUCGUCGUUCGCGCUGGCCCAGCUGUCAACCAACCUGUUGUGGGGAUACCUGUCGGACGUUGUGGGGAGAAAACCCACCAUGGUGCUCGGCACCUUCAUGUUGAUGGGCUGCUUCGUGGCCUUCGGCUUCUGCAAGGCAUACUGGCAGAUCAUCGUCGUCCAUGUGGCCAUGGGCAUGCUCAACGGCAAUGCUGCCGUCGUGCCAACCGUGCUGGGCGAGGUCACGGAUCGCUCAAAUCAGAGCAGGGCCUUUACCUGGCUCCCCGUCAUCUAUUCGCUCGGAGGCAUCACUGGCCCUGCAUUCGGAGGCCUUCUCGUCGGCAAGCUCACGCCAACCUAUCCCUACCUGGCUCCGAACCUGAUCAGCGCUGGUCUUCUUUUGUUCAGUGUCGUUGUCGUUGGCAUCUGGUUCGAGGAGACGUUGGAGAGCGCCCAUGACGACGCCCACGAGGCUUGGAUCCCAGAGUGGCUACGGAAUGCCUGGUCCAAGAUAUGGGGCUCGGCCGAGCCGCGACGCAACUCGUGGAGCUCGCGUUGGCCUCGCCAAGGAUCGCGCGCUGUCGUGGAGCACGACGAUGAGGACGAUGAAGAGGACGACGAAGGGCACGCCGGAGAGGGCCAAGGCCUUUUGCAUCAUUCCUCUGAUCUAGAUGGCACGGAUGAGGAUACCAAGCACGGAGACGAGCACACGUCAUGGCGCCAGAUUCUAAGCCGCAACACCAUCCUUGUUCUUCUGACGUAUCUUGUUUUCCAGCUCUCGAACAUCUCAUUCAAUGGUUUGUAUCCUAUUUUCGCCAACGCCGAUACCCCCGCCGGUCGCGAUCUGUCGCCCAGCACCAUCGGUGUCUGUCUGAGUGCGGCGGGUGUCGCUACUAUCAUCUUCCAGGCCUUCAUCUUUCAGCAUCUCAAGGCGCAACUUGGCAAUUUGGGGAGCUACCGCGUUGCUCUAUUGGGACUCGCCGUCAGCAUGCUUCUCAUGCCCUGGAUUGGCUACAAGGAUGACAAGCCACUCUUCGGAAUUGGAACCGGUCAAGCAUGGCUCUAUGCUGAACUGAUUGCCGUUCUCGUUUUCAAAAACAUCUGCGCUGUUGGCGGUCUAUCGAGCGUCAUGCUUUUAAUUACUAAUUGUGCACCGACACACGGCACUCUCGGCACUCUCAAUGGCAUCGCUCAAUCUCUGUCCGCUGCUGGCCGCAGUAUUGGUCCCUUUGUUUCAGGUGGCCUCUUCACGAUCGCCAUCGACGUUCGUCCCAAGGGCGAGGCUCUUGCUUGGGGAGUCUUCGGCGGCAUCGCCUUCCUCGGCUGGCUUGGCACUAUGGGCAUCCGAAAUCGCGGUCUCGAAAGCGACGACUGGUUGGGCACUGAGGACCACUCUGAAGACGACGAGGCUGAGCCGUAA